Dracunculus medinensis (Guinea worm) is the source of this 1068-nucleotide messenger RNA. The record is from the annotation of a GenBank genome assembly. NCBI's taxonomy places the organism in Eukaryota, Metazoa, Nematoda, Chromadorea, Rhabditida, Dracunculidae.
AUGGUUCAGAUAAUGGCGUUGAAAAGCAAAGGUUCAGCUCCUGUGCCCAACCCUGUUGUAUUUCGUGAUGGUGACGGUGCAUUGCAAAUCUUACCUGCGCUCAUCGAGAAUAUACCAGAAGCAAGAUUGAAUCUUAUUAUUUUCCAUUUGAAACGAGACGACGUACAGUCAGCUUUUAAUUUGGCGAUUGGUUUAAAAGCUGAAACCCCUCAGGAAUAUUUGUUGAAGGCAAUCACUUACUGCAUUACUGGGUAUGAGAAAUCUUCGAAUAAACAUUUGGAAACAGCAAGAGAAUAUUUCAAAGUAGUUGGAGAAUCAGCAGCUGAAUGCGUAAAAUUUCAGUUUUUCUAUUUCCAUGAGUUAAUAGCUUAUAGCUCAUAUUCGGAUAUGCAUAAACCGGGACAUGAAUGGCAAAUUUUAAAAAAUAUUUCCAAUGAAUAUUUCCAGACCAAUAAGCCAAUAGAAAUUUCAGAUACGAUCGCAGGUCGUCAAGCUAUGGCAUCAGCUUAUUUCUUGAUGGAACAAUUUGAUAAAGUACUUAUUUAUCUCAACUCUAUCAAGACUUAUUUUUAUAAUGACGAUAUAUUCAAUUUUAAUAUUGGUCAAGCGUUAUUAGCAUGCGGUAAUUCCAUUGAAGCAGAAUCCAGCCUGCUUUUGGUUGCUAAUGAACUACUUAAAAAACAAUUUCCUUACAUAUUUAGUCUUGCUCGAUCAUAUAUUUUUAAUGGGAAAGCAGCUCAAGCAUGGCAGAUAAGUACGAGAAUGAAGCAAUCCGCCGAAAACUUUUUUAUUUUACGGAUGAUAGCAAAUGAUUGCUACAAGAUCGAAGAGUAUUAUUACUCAGCCAAAGCGUUUGAUGCGAUGGAACGCAUUGAGCCGAAUCCAGAAUAUUGGGAAGGAAAGCGUGGAGCAGUCGUUGGGCUAUUCAAAUUGGUGUCAGAACAAAAAGCACCUCCAGAACAACUAAAGGAAGCGUUAGUGCUGCUGGAGAAAAGUCGCCACCCUCAGGUUGAACAAAUAGCAAAUGCUAUUAGAAAAUAUUGCAAACACAACGAUAUGAUAAUUUAA